Messenger RNA from Entrophospora sp. SA101, 1355 nucleotides. The record is from the annotation of a GenBank genome assembly. Lineage: Eukaryota; Fungi; Glomeromycota; Glomeromycetes; Entrophosporales; Entrophosporaceae.
AUGUCAGUAAUCGGACUGAUAGUCUUUCUAUUUAACUCUAUACUAUUACCCUUAUUACCCGUUGCUGCUGUUUAUCUUAUACUUUCAAGCAAAGUGAAGAAAAGAAGCAUUGUUGUCGAAUCAUUAUCGUCAAAAAAUAUUAAAGUAUUUGGGUCAUCAUCGUCAAGCAACAUCGAAAAACCUCAAGCAAUUGAAUCAUAUGAUUCGUCUACCGAAACUGUCCUUGAACCUGCUGUUGUUGUUGAUUUUAUAGUUGAAAUAACAAAUAGUAAUGUUGGCCCACACGUUGAAUCAAUUGUUAACAAUAAUCCAGAACCAAAAAAUGAAGAAGUUGAUGAUAUUUCCAGUGAAAGGAAUGACAAUGAUGAUCCAGAACCAAAAAAGGAAGUUGGUAGUGUUGUUAUUUCUAGCAGUGAUAUAUCAAGCACAUUGAUAGAUUUAAACAUUGUAGAUGACAACGUUACAGAACAAAACUUCCCACCACAUAUCAACAACUUCAACUCCGAAUUGGAAUCAGUAUCGGAUAUUAAUGAUAUUAAUAAAUCUAUUAUUGAAGACAAUGUUGACUCAAACUAUACCAUUGCUCCAAUUGUCGUUGAUAAUGAAAUCGAAGCCAAUGAAUGUAACAGCGCAACAAUUGCUUCAAUCAUUGCUGAUAAUAAAAUAGAAAGUGAUGGAUUUAACGAUUUAACCAAUUUUAUAAAAUCUGGUAAUGACGAGCUAAAUCGAGAAAGUUUUUUAAUGAUGUUGCAGAAUGCACAGUUUGAACCUGAAAUCAUUACAAAUAGCAAUGUUGUAAAUAAUUUUGUAAAUAAUCUUGUAAAUAUCAAUUUAACUGUUGACACAGACUCGAAUAAAAAUUUAAAUUGCUCAAAUGUUGAUUUCGGUUUAUCUGCUGUUGUAGAAACAUCUUCAAAUGAAAAGGAAUACUUUAUACCCAGCGAAAACGAGGGCAACGAUGGCAAUCCAAAUACUGAAAUUAAUGUUGAAAUGAUCAGUAAAUCUUCGAAAGACGCUUGCGAUGCACAGGAUUCAAAUGAUCAUCAUGAAACUGCCAAUUUUGAACAUGAACUAAGUUCAAGUGGUGGUGAUUUAUGCAACAAUAAUGAUGUUACAGGUGCAAUGAUACCACAAGAGACCAGUGACGACAUUGAUAUGGCCAAUAGUGGCUCUAAUAACAAAGAAGAAUCCAAAGUUGAGAAUAUUAAAAUUGAAACGAUAAUAGUUAAAGAAGAUUACCAUCAGGUACCAUCUUAUCAAUCAGUUAAUGAUGAAAUAAAUGAUAAUGAACUUCGAGUGGGUUCAACUGAUCAAUCUAACAAUGAAGAUUGGUUAAAAAAAGCUGCAGAAUUUGU